Messenger RNA from Sordaria macrospora k-hell, 960 nucleotides. The record is from RefSeq and is a predicted model, not a curated record. Lineage: Eukaryota; Fungi; Ascomycota; Sordariomycetes; Sordariales; Sordariaceae.
AUGUCUCCCUCCGUUUUCGAGCCCCAGAGCGUUCCCGCUCUUGUCGAUGUCGGCCUCAAGGUUGCCGGCAAGAACGAUGCCACCGCCAGUGUCGAGCGUGAUACCAGGGGCUUGUCCAAGCCUCUCCUCGAGCUCAUGCCCACCCUCGGCACUGAUGCCUUCACUUUCUCCCCCAUUCGCGAAUCCACUGUUUCGCGCGCCAUGACCCGCCGCUACUUUGCUGACCUGGACGCCCACGCCGAGUCCGACAUUGUCAUCGUCGGCGCCGGCUCUUGCGGUCUUUCUUGCGCCUACGUCCUGUCCACUCUGCGCCCCGACCUGCGCAUCACCAUGAUCGAAGCCGGCGUCGCCCCGGGCGGCGGCGCCUGGUUGGGGACAGCUCUUCAGCGCGAUGGUGAUGCGCAAGCCUGCCGACGUCUUCCUGGACGAGGUUGGCGUACCCGGCCCAAUGUCAAGCUGUUCAAUGCCACGACCGUUGAGGACUUGAUCACCAGGAAGCACCAUGCCGAGUCUGUGUCGUUGUCGGAUGAUGGCGAGGCCGAGGACGAGGCCAAGGUCAGGAUUGCAGGCGUGGUGACCAACUGGACUCUGGUGUCUAUGCACCACGAUGACCAGAGCUGCAUGGACCCCAACACCAUCAACGCUCCCGUUAUCAUCAGCACUACGGGCCACGAUGGUCCUUUUGGUGCCUUCUCUGUCAAGCGCCUGGUCAGCAUGAAGCAGAUGGAGCGCCUGAAUGGCAUGCGCGGACUGGAUAUGCAGUCUGCCGAGGAUGCUAUCGUCAACAACACGCGCGAGAUUGUCCCAGGUCUGAUCGUUGGCGGUAUGGAGUUGUCCGAGAUUGAUGGCGCUAACCGCAUGGGACCUACCUUUGGAGCCAUGGCUCUCAGCGGUGUCAAGGCUGCCCAUGAGGCCAUUCGCGUCUUCGACCUUCGCAAGGCUCAGAACGACAAGUACUAG